This is a messenger RNA of Brienomyrus brachyistius, 6004 nucleotides long. RefSeq names its product hyaluronidase 3 (gene hyal3). Gene Ontology annotation, biological process: hyaluronan catabolic process; carbohydrate metabolic process. Bases 3405 to 4727 code for a protein of 440 amino acids. The record is from RefSeq and is a predicted model, not a curated record. Gene Ontology annotation, cellular component: acrosomal vesicle. Gene Ontology annotation, molecular function: hyalurononglucosaminidase activity. Lineage: Eukaryota; Metazoa; Chordata; Actinopteri; Osteoglossiformes; Mormyridae. The transcript has 4 exons.
CUUUCCAUGAGUAAAAGCUGAUCUGUUCUCUCGUCGAUGAACUAAAUAAGAACCGAUUGUGGAAUCUGUGAUCCUUUACCGUAUUCGGAACGAGAGCCAUAUUUAGUGUAAACAUUAGCACUGGUCUGGGAUCAGAUUGUGGGUGCUCAGUGAGUCGUAGCUCUUCAUAAUGAAAACUAGAAAUACAGGCGACAUGUACGUAUCCACAAUUCGGUUCGUUUUGCACGUUAUAAUGUCUGACCGAAGUUUAGUUACUACGAUGUUUCUGUUAGCUGUUGCUGUGCUUUGUCUAACUUUGGAUUUCCGUUAAUCAGAAUAUCUUUAGCCAUAACGUAAUAUAGUAGCAUACUUUGCAGACUUAGGAUCUGAAUCAGAAUUUGAAAAAUCCGCCUCAUGCUUGUGCCAUUUCCUCAGUCGUCACUUGGUUCUAGCUCAGUUCUAGCUGAGAAACAAGUUGCUUAUAGUUUGGUAAAAUAAUAAUAAAAAAAGAUGUUAUAAUAACAUUUUUGCAGAAAGGUUGUGAUAAUACCAACUUAGUUGACUAUAAAAGUAAAGUAUGGUUCUACUACAAACUUCUACAAGUUAAAUCGCCGUACAUCCUCAUCAAUGGGUGGAUUACACGAGUACGACGAAACUUAAUAGUGGCCUCCGUAAAUGCCAUACAUAGGCCUAUAGCAUGUAUGGAGCUGCUUGAUUAUGGAGAAAAAAAAAUCAUAAUCGCGAUUAUUCUAACCUAUAUUGAGAUCUUGAUGAUUUGAUUACAUUGAAAUUAAAUUGAAACCAAAAUACAACUUUAAUAAGAUAUCAUAUGUUGAUCUUGUAAAAAUAUAUUAAAAUUAAAAAAAUAAAUUAUACUGAAAUGAAUUGUUCUCUGAGGUUCAGAAACACUGAACUUGAUUUCCCUCCACCCCCCGCCACCCCCCAACUAUACAUAUUACAGUCAACUGAUAUAAAAAAAGUUCGAUCUGGAUUUAUUGCGCAAAAUAAAAGAUUUUAUUUCCUUACAAGAUACAAAGGUUAGGUCUCGAUUAGCAUUUUUUUAUAUGAUCGUGGGAAGCCGUAAUUGUAAUCGUGAUUCAAUUUCGAUUAAUUGCACAGCUCUAAGCGUAUAUAUGGAUAUCAAUAAAUAACAUAGCCUAUUAACAUAUGGCGGUGGGUAGAAGCUGUUCUUUAGUCUGGCUGAUGGGCCGCAUAUUGUCCAUUAUUUUUUACCUGAAUGCAAAAGGUUGAAUAUACUAUAUCCAGUUGGGUUGCAGGUGAUCUUGAAGGCACUCUGUAACAGCAGUUGUUGUAGAGGCUCUUGAUGUCUGGUAGUCCAAUGAUAUGUCAGCUGUUUUGACGAUGCAUUGCAGGAACUAAUAAUAGACUUUAGACACUUUUAAUAAUAGACCACCCAUAAUAAUUUUAGUAUUAAUAAUAGGCCACCCAGCCAGUUUCUGUGCCUCAUACAUAUAUGCUAUCUCGUCAUUGUUGGAUAUUUGCCAUAUCACAGUUAGGGUUUCUGCACAUUUUAUGAUAGUGUUUGAGGCUGAGGUGGGAUUCCAGUCACAAGUGAGGAGUGCAUAGAGCGGCAGACCCAGCACAGAGCCCUGCAGAGCUCCUCGGUUGGUGCCCAGUUUAACAAUUUGGGGUCCGUUGAUUAAAAAAGUCCAGAACCCAAUUGCAAAAUGGGGCAUUUUGGUUGAGGUGGCGGAGUUUAGGUCAUGGCUGUUUGGAAAUUAUGGUGUUGAGUGCUGAGCUGAAGUUGCCAAACUGCAUUCUCAUGUAAGUGUUUUGGUAAAUUGUGCAAUGAUGGUGGUGAAAUGCAACUUUUCUACAACCCAGCUGGCAAAAAACAGUUCAGUCACAGUGUUUUAUUAUCAGCUGUAGCUUUUAUUUGCAACUAAAUAUGAGUUUUUGAAUAACUAAGUUUCUUUUUUCAUCUUGCAAACUGCAUUUUUACUAUAUUUGGUUACGACAAAACAACAGUGAAGAGUUUGGAAUAGCAAGUCAGUUUUUUUUUUUAGUGAAAUAUAUAUGUAUGUGUACUGCUUGUAUAUAAAACAUUGACCUUUUACUUGGUCCCUUUCAUGAGAUCAGCACACAUGUUGUUUCUGAGCCUCAAAAAGCGGCUUUUUUCACUUAAUUGGGAAGAAAGUACAAAAAAAGUGUUGUUAAUCAACGGGGGGCGUAGCAGUUACUAGGCCUUGUACCUACUAAAGAAAUCACUGAAACUGCGGACUAAUCUCAUUCACCUUUAAUCCAUGUUUUUCAUCACAAUAGUUCCUGACGUAGCUGAAGUGUACCCUAAAGCGUGCAAACUGUUUUGGGGGACUUUUUAGAGAAUUUCUCCUUUGUCUUGCAAGGUGAAGUGAAAGCAAAACACUGGUCAGGUUUGCUGGCCACAUUACACCAGAUCUUUUCUUAUAUUGAUGUAUUCAAGUAUUGCUCUGAUCACAUAAAUGGAAUGACAUUGAUUGGGCUCUUCUGACAGCUGGAAAGACUGGAAAACUGCACUAGAAGUGUUUAGUGUAGACAGAUAACAAUGCAAAUUUACACCUUGUUUUAUUCCAUGAUAUUCUGAGGACAUUUGUUUCAAAAUUAAAACAGGUAUUUCAGGGUCAUUUCUGUGUAUAAUCAGUACUGUGCAAAAGUCUUAGGCAGUCAAAGAAAACGUUUAAAUCUAUUUAUCUGCAUAGGAAGUGAAUAUUUGCUAGGAAAAAUAACAAAACACAAAUUGACAUAGUUACAUAUGCAAAUGGGGAGUAACAUGAUAAACGGUAACAAUAAAACAACAAUAAAAAUUCUUCUGUUCUCCAGAAAGUAACUGCGUUAUUGGAAGCCUAGAAGAAAACUACUUUUCUCACCAAUGUUCACGCUCCUCACAGGCACCUCAGCCAAUGAAUUUCACCACCAACUCCAUUAAUUACGUACUUAACAUAACUUGAUGACUUACUGACUGGUCAAACAUGGUAUGUUAGUGAUUGAGUCAGCAAAUACAAGUAUAUUGGACUGUUAUGGCAAAUAUUGGACUGACUUUAAGAGAAGCUGCAUCUUUAUUCUGUAGUCAUGCAGUUCUGCUAAAGUCUUACAUCCCUACACUUGGUAAAAAUGUUGAAACGGAAGCAAUGUCAUAUUAAUCAAAAAUAGAAAUAGUCAUGUAUAUUCAUAGGUUAAUGAGGAAACUGCAUUCUACAUGGUCUUUCUCAUGGAUGGAUGAAUGAAUAUGUUGCAAAAACCUUGCUAACGUUAGUGUCGCAGUUUCUUAACAGUAUGUGACCACAGUCUGUAUAUUUCCUCAUUUUUGAACAUCACUUUUCUUGUCACAAAGUGCUGUGUCAAUUGCGGAUUUGAAUGUUGCUCUGCCUAAGUCCCUGGGAAGAACAGUGUAGCACGCAAACCGGCUCCUGGGUCAGAGUGCAAUCAUGGUGGUGAUCCGGUCACCUCUUGUUUUACACAUCCUCUGCCAGCUGUUGUCCUGCAGCUGCAUUGUGUGGGGUUUCCCUGGAACUCGCACGGAGAGCCGUGCCACUGUCGAUCCCAGUUUUGACGCCCGGCCUUUCACUGUGGUGUGGAACAUGCCCACAGCCAAUUGCCAGAAGAAGUAUGGGGUCCAUCUGAACCUGAGUGCCUUUGACAUCAUUGCGAACCAUCAUGAGAAAUUUCAGGGCCAGAACAUGACUGUUUUCUACUACAAUAAAUUAGGGUUAUACCCCUAUAUAUCUAAAGAGGGAGACCAGGUGAAUGGUGGUGUCCCACAGCAGAGUAAUUUGCAAGCACACCUCAGCAAGGCCAAGGCUGAGAUUGAGUACCUGCUUAAGCCAGGCUUCCAUGGACUAGCUGUAAUUGAUUGGGAGAAGUGGCACCCCCUUUGGGUACGUAAUUUCGGUGCAAAGAAAAAGUAUAAGCUGCUCUCUGAAGAGCUUGUUAUGGAGGAGCAUCCAGAUAUUUCCAGGCAGGAGGCGCUAUUUUUGGCCUGCCGAGAGUUUGAGAGGAGUGCAAUGCAGUUCAUGUCUGGUACCCUUCAGCUUGGUGCUGACACACGGCCUUCUGGGCUCUGGGGUUUCUAUGGAUUCCCUGCCUGCUACAACUACCACAAAGGGCAGAACAGCCUCAACUACACAGGACACUGCCACCCGAAGGCCGUGGAGUGGAACAGCCGCCUGCACUGGCUGUGGAACCACUCCUCUGCCCUGUACCCAAGCAUCUACCUCCCUCUCCGGCUGGCUGGGUCACCAGGUGCCGCCCUCAUGGUUCGCUAUCGAAUCCUGGAAGCCCUAAGGGUAGCAUCACAUGAUUCCGUGUCACCAAAAGCCAAACCUGUGCUGCCCUAUGCUAGGGUGGCAUUUUGUCACACCCUUCAGUUCCUGAACAAGAUAGACCUGGACCACACACUGGGAGAAGCUGCGGCCCUAGGGGCAGCAGGGGUGGUGCUAUGGGGAGAGCUACGAUUUGCCAAAUCAAAGCACCAGUGCCAGCUCCUGAAGAAUUACGUGGACCACGUUCUGGGGAAGUUUGUGCAGAGCUUAAAACAUGCGGCUUGGCACUGCAGUGAUAGGCUCUGCAGUGGGAAAGGUCGUUGCACCCGACGAGACCCCCUGUCGGGACACACCCUGCACCAACCUGAUGCCCACCCAUCCAGCGUGUCUGGGAGGCUGCCAGCCAGUAGCACCCAGCUUGGCUUGGCCUUCCGAUGUGUGUGCUACCAGGGCUGGACUGGGGAACAGUGUCAGCAAAGGGUUCUUUAAAAGACAUUCUUAGGCAGGCUGAUAGAAAAGCAUUUGUAUUUUAGAUCUGGAACUCUGGCACAUGUAUACUGUUCCAAAUAUAUUCUAUUCAUAUACUUUCAAAUUAUUUACGCUGUAUCAAGAAUACUUAAAAAUACAUCCAAAAUUUAAAGCCAAAUGUAAAAUACUUCAGUGAGUUAUGUUUGUGUACAUAUUGAUUAAUUAAAGCCUGACAAUUUGCAUUUAUUUAAUCUGCAAUUAACUCGCAUAAGUACAUUAAUAUACUGAUACAACCUUUUCCAAAAUGUAUCAUAACAGGGUAACUGAUGUAAAUGCUUGAGAUUCUUCUUCAGUGAUGGAGAUUGUAUGUUCUAGCCCCAAGUCCGACCCCCAGAAGUUCCAGAGGUUAAUGCGCCUGCUUUUCACUGCUGGAGGUCAGGUUGCUGUGCAGCUCCUCGAUAAGUCGAGAAAUCUUCAAGGUAAUCUCCUGCCUCUCCCUCAUCCCCUGGAAGAGUGCCUGCAGGACACUGCCCUGCUGGACUGGGGAAGGAAGAAGGUGUAGUUCAAAUAUCUGAGUGGGGAUCAUGUGCAUCUUGGUGCCCGUAUCAGACAUUACACAAAGCCGAAUGUUGUAGCGCAUGCUUCUCAAAUCUUAUUAGAGGUUUAGUACAAAAUGCUUUCACUUCAUUCUCUGGGGUUGGCAAUGACAGUUGGGUCCUGUUUACACUUGGUUUUUAAAUGUGUCUUGGGAAAUCAGAUCUCAGGUAGACGGCUGAGGCACGUCGCCAUUUAUGCCUGUGUCUACCCAGCAUCUCCAAAGUCCAGCUGACCUGCAUUCGGGUUUUGUUGUUACUUGGCACAGUCAUUGUGACGUCCUGGCUGGGGACACGUCAGGGAGCUUUAGCAUUUACUCUACAAACGAUAUGUGGGAAAAUGUGUCCUAGACCACCUCAGCAAAUGGUCUGAGUGAUCAGAUCGCAGUGCGUCUUGGUGAUCACUUACCCUUGCAUUUAGCACUGUCUAUUUGCCAUCCGAUUGCCCAAGAUGCAUUUUAAAACCAAGUGUGAACGAGGCCUUAGUUACAGCUUCCUUUGAAUGCUACCCCACCACCAUAUAAUCCUGUUCAGUAGAAUGUUAUUAGCAAAUAGUAAAAAAGUAAAUAGGAUAACUCAUGAUGAUGCAAGGAUUCAAACAAAGGUAUUCUUACCUAAGAAGCAAAAAAUUAUUCCAAUUGUCACCAACAGCAAAACUAUUGCCAUGCAUGCACACGAGUAUCGAGAAUCUGUAGCUGGGAAGAG